Hemicordylus capensis (graceful crag lizard) is the source of this 6084-nucleotide messenger RNA. It is a transcript of the gene PAXIP1, whose product is annotated as PAX interacting protein 1. The transcript is spliced from 21 exons. Lineage: Eukaryota; Metazoa; Chordata; Lepidosauria; Squamata; Cordylidae. Gene Ontology annotation, biological process: positive regulation of transcription initiation by RNA polymerase II. The record is from RefSeq and is a predicted model, not a curated record. The coding region runs from base 1167 to 4433 and encodes 1088 amino acids. Gene Ontology annotation, cellular component: nucleus.
GAGUCUGCAAGCGGCGGUUACCGGCUGGUUGUAACGCCGAGCCCGCCGCCUUUUCUCUGCGCGCGGGGCUCUCCUUGUCCUGCGCUUCUUCGGGAGGGCCGCACCGGGGCCUGGACUGGCCGAGAAGGAGGAGAGGCUGGGCUUCUUUCUGCUCCUCCCCUGCGUGGGGAGCUCUCGGGGCUUUCUGUCUUCCCUCCGCGGCCUCCUCCUCGGACCCCGAAGGGGACGGCUACGAGCAGGCCUCUCUCCGCCCAGCCAGGCCUUCCCCGGAGCGUGCGAAGGUUCCAAGCGGGGGGCCGAGGGGGAGAUGAGGGCCGGUGGGUACAAGCAAGGCAGUCACGUGGGGAAGCUGCCGCCCGGCCCCCGCUUGCACACGCACGCUGCACGUCUACAGGUGCAGCUGACAGAAACGUGUGUCUGAUGCUCCUGCCUAUAAACAAAAACUCAGAGGAACAUGAGGAAGCUGCCUGCUAGUGAGUCAGACCUUUGGUGCAGCUAGCUCAGUAUUGUGGGCACUGACUGGCAGCAGCUUCUCCCAAGGUUCUAGGCAGGCGUCUUUCCCGGCUUUCUGUAUCUCCUGAGUGUUCAGCAACUGCAUGUCAAGGCAGAGGCUAGGCUGCACCUGUCACCUCAUAGUGUGGUGUUCUUUGUGUUUGGGGGAGGUUGGGUUUCCUUUUUAUGGGAGAGUACUCUAGCGCCUUAUAUCUUUCCCCUACCCACCACUCUUGCAAACAGUCCAAGGAAACACUUUGCCUCUUGGUACUGCUGAUUGUACUGGCCCUGAUUUUUCCCAAGGUGCUCAAAGAGUUGAGUUGAUGCCCACCAAAGGCAGUGAUCCCUCCCCUCCCACCAAAAGCCUCAUUUAUUUAUUUAUUUAUUUGAUUCUUAUACUGCCCUUCAAAACAUGGCUCGGGGCGGUUUACACAGAGAAAUAAUAAAUAAGAUGGAUCCCUGUCCCCAAAGGGCUCACAGUCUAAAAAGAAACGUAAGAUAGGCACCAGCAACAGUCACUGGAGGUACUGUGCUGGGGGUGGAUAGGGCCAGUUACUUUCCCCCUGCUAAAUAAAAGAGAAUCACCAUGUUAAAAGGUGCCUUUUUGCCAAGUUAGCAGGGAUUAUUGAUGCAUCCUCUGGGUAGUGACAACUCAUUCCAUCACAUGCCAAUAAAUGCAGGUGUAUUCUGCUAGCAUAAAUGUGUUUCAGGAAAUUACCCUUCCCAGCAAUCUAAGGCUUCUUAAAAUAUGGGAAAGGGAACUCUCGCAUCCUACCAUUCUGUUGCACUUAUGGCUGUUUCUCUCUCUGCUGAGCUGCUUUUAUGAGGUUAUUCAGCUUCUGAAAGAUGGAAAGGCAAAGGAGGUUUCCUAUAAUGCUCUGGCAUCGCACAUUAUUUCAGAAGAUGGAGACAAUCCAGAAGUUGGUGAAUCUCGUGAAGUUUUUGAUCUUCCAGUAGUAAAACCUUCCUGGGUGACUUUGUCAGUUCAGUGUGGAGCUCUUUUGCCAGUAAAUGGUUUUUCCCCAGAAUCCUGUCAGAUCUUUUUUGGAGUUGCUGCUUGUCUAUCUCAGGUUUCUUCUGAAGACCGAAGUAUGUUGUGGGCUCUGAUAACUUUUUAUGGUGGGGAUUGCCAGCUGAGCCUGAAUAAAAAAUGCACUCACUUGAUUGUGCCUGAACCAAAAGGGGAAAAAUAUGAAUGCGCCUGUAGGCGAGAGAACAUUAAAAUUGUGACACCUGACUGGGUUUUAGAUUCUAUAUCGGAUAAAACAAAAAAAGAUGAAGCAUCCUAUCAUCCUCGAUUAAUUAUAUAUGAAGAGGAGGAGGAGGAAGAGGAAGAAAAUGAAGAGCAGGAUUCCCAAAAUGAAGCUAGCACUGAUGAGAAAUUAUCAAGUCCAGCAUCUUCUCGAGAAGGAUCACCUUUAGGUGAUCGAGCUUUUUCCCCUAAAUCUAUUGAUGCUGACAAAACAAAAGGAGAACUGAUGUUCGAUGAUUCCUCGGACUCCUCUCCUGAAAAGCAUGAAAGAAAUUUGAACUGGACACCUGCUGAAGUCCCCCAGACUGCUCCAGCAAAGCGCAGACUGCCAUCUGGCAAGGAUUCCGGGUUGAUUAACUUGUGUGCCAAUGUCCCACCUGUUCCUGGUAAUAUUUUGCCUUCUGAAAUGAGAAGUAAUAUAAUGCCUUCAGUACAAAAUCCCCAAAGUUCUGGACGUCCUGAAAUGAUGGCUGCAUGGAAUCCUGCAGUACGGACAUUAAGAAAUAUUACCAACAAUGCUGAUAUUCAGCAGGUUAAUAGGCCAUCAAAUGUAGCACAUAUUUUGCAAUCACUUUCGGCCCCUACAAAAACUUUGGAGCAGCAGGUAAACCAUGGUCAGCCGGGACAUUCAAAUGCAGUGUUGCUUAGCCAAGUUAAACUGACUCCAGAACCACAUUUACUGCAGCAGCAUCAGUCGCAGCAGCAGCAGCAACAGCAACAGCACCACCCUCUCUUGCAUCUCCAACCCCAGCAAAUCAUGCAGUUGCAGCAGCAACAGCAGCCCCAGCCGCAGCCACAACAGCCUCCGAUUUCUCAGCAGCCUUUCUCACAACCACCUCAUCAGUUUGUGCCGCAGCAGCAGCAAGUUCAUCGACACCAGUUUUCCCAACAGCAAUUACAGUUCCCUCCCCAACAGCUACAUUCCCAACAGCAAAUGCAUCGCCCUCAACAGCAGUUGCAGUUUCAGCAGCAGCAUGCCUUGCAGCAGCAGUUGCACCAAUUACAGCAGCAACAGCUCCAGCAGCAGCAGUUGCAACUGCAGCAGCAAAAUCUUCAGCAGCAGUUACAACAGCAUCAACAGCAACAAAUUCAACAGCAGCAACAUUUGCAGCGAAUUCAGCAACAGCAGCAGCAACAAAUGCAAAAUCAAGCAACACAACACUUGACUCAAACAUCUCAGACACUGCAGCAUCAGGUUCCAGUUCAGCCACCACAGCAUCCCCAGCAGCAGCAGCAGCUGCAACAGCACCAGCUGUUUGGACAUGAUCCAUCUGUAGAAAUUCCAGAAGAAUAUUUUCUGUUGGGUUGUGUCUUUGCAAUUGCUGAUUACCCUGAACAGAUGUCUGAUAAGCAGUUAUUAGUAACUUGGAAAAGGAUUAUUCAAGCACAUGGUGGUACAGUGGAUCCUACACUCACAAGUCGAUGUACACAUCUUCUCUGUGAAAGUCAGCUUAGUAAUAUGUAUGCUCAGGCUUUGAGGGAAAGGAAGAGAUGUAUCACAGCACACUGGCUGAACUCUGUGCUAAAAAAGAAGAAAAUGAUACCACCCCAUCGAGCACUUCAUUUUCCAGUAGCAUUUCCACCAGGAGCGAAACCAUGUUCUCAGCAUAUAAUCUCGGUGACAGGUUUUCUUGAUAGUGACAGAGAUGAUCUUAAACUGAUGGCUUACCUAGCAGGUGCAAGGUACACAGGCUAUCUUUGUCGCAGCAAUUCGGUUCUCAUCUGUAAGGAGGCUAGCGGCUUAAAGUAUGAGAAAGCCAAAGAGUGGAGGAUACCAUGUGUGAAUGCACAAUGGCUUUGUGACAUUUUGCUUGGAAAUUUUGAAGCAUUGCGGCAAAUACAGCACAAUCGGUACACAGUAUUCAACCUUCAAGAACCACUUGCUCCUAAUCAGCAUCUAGUUCUAAACCUUUUGGAUGCUUGGAGAGUACCAUUAAAGGUAUCAUCGGAAAUUCUAAUGGGUGUGAGAUUACCGCUGAAACCAAAGCAAAAUGAAUCAGUAAUUCAGCCUUCUACCAAGCGGCCAAGAAUUGAAGACUUGCCAACACCUACUAAAAAACUAACACCUGAAUUGACCCCAGUGGUGCUCUUCACAGGAUUUGAGCCUUCACAGGUGCAUCAGUAUAUCAAGAAACUCUACAUUCUUGGAGGUGAAGUUGCAGAAUCUGCCCAGAAAUGUACUCAUCUAAUAGCUAGUAAAGUGACUCGUACUGUAAAAUUCCUAACAGCAAUUUCAGUUGUAAAGCAUAUAGUAACUCCAGAAUGGUUAGAAGAGUGCUUCAAGGGUCAGAAGUUUAUAGAAGAACAAAACUACAUUCUCAGAGAUGCAGAAGCUGAAGUUCUUUUCUGUUUCAGUUUAGAAGAGUCUCUAAAAAGAGCACAAGUGGCGCCACUUUUUAAGGGAAAGUACUUCUAUAUUACACCUGGAAUUUGCCCUAGCCUUUCUACCAUGAAAUCUAUUGUGGAAUGUGCGGGAGGAAAGGUAUUGUCCAAACAACCUUCUUUCCGAAAACUGAUGGAACACAAGCAAAAUAAAAGCUUGUCAGAAAUUAUCCUGAUCUCCUGCGAAAAUGACCUUCACUUGUGUCGAGAAUACUUUGCCAGAGGCAUAGAUGUCCACAAUGCAGAAUUUGUUUUGACUGGCGUUCUUACUCAAACACUGGAUUAUGAAUCAUAUAAAUUCACUUGACUGGAAGUAAAAUGCCUUAUUGCUUCAGCUGCCUUGAAGCCUUCCUGUGGAUCAGUUCAACAGUACUUCCUUGAGUUGUUUUCCACUUGUUUUGCUGAUAAAUGAUGAGCAGUUCAGGACUGGAGAGCAAACAUUAAUUGCAUCUGUUUAGGGUGUGCAACAUUUUAUUAAUAAAACAUAAUUAACUAUGUUUUUGUAUUAUAUUACAGACCAGCGAGAGCUUACUUUUUAUAUAAUGAUUUAGUUUUUCUGAUUCUUUUUAAAGUUUUAACAAAUGGUGGUACUUGAUCAAAAUUGCAGAGUAGAGAGAGAAGGGGUUGUGCUGCAUUAAAUUAUGGAAGUGAAUAUUUUGUACUUUAUUUUAUUAUUCUCUUUCUUUUAUAUUGAUAUUACCCCCAUUUUAAAAUAAAUGUACUUUUAAAUAAUGUUUCUUUAAAAUUUAGUUCUUUUUAAAAUAUUGUGCAAUUAUGGCACGCUCUGGUAAGAGUAAAUUACUCUAAUCAUUCUUCCAAAUGCUGUAAGAUAUUCUUUCAUUUAUUUUGCCAGGUGUGUUUUUAAUAUUAAAAAGCCAAGUAUUUUAAGCAGAAUUUAUUAAUUACAAGUGUUUCUACUGAUGUUAGCUUGAACUCACUCAUAUUCUGUUGUGAUAAGUUUUCUUGUAAUUUUUAUGAAAUAAAUAUGCAAAAAGAAAUUUAGAGAUGUUAUUUAUUUCAUCCAGUUGAUCUUGCAAAAUGCUUCUGUAUAUGACUGAUCUAUUAAAUUGUAAAUUGAAUAAAUAUUAUUUCAUAUUAAAGUACACGAUAUCAAUAGGAACAAGGUUGGGCAGUGUGCUACCAUUUUAUAUAUAUAGUUCCCAAGCCUCUUGUAACUAAUAAAAUUGUUUAAGAUCAAAAUGUUUAGCUUUUUGUAGGCAAAAAGGGCAAAUUUGCUCUUAGUGAUUUUUGACUCAGUGAAUUUCAGUUUACAGGGUCUUGAGGUUUUCUGUCAUUUUGGGUUAUUGGUAUGGGAAUCUUUAUAGGCUGAAAUAUCAAGCAUUUGUCUCACUUGACAGCAUACCAUAGUAUGUGUGUUUCUUAAAGUGAAGGGCCAUAUACAGGCAGAAACCCAGGAAUUCAUGGAGAGGAGUUGAUAACUUCAUGUUUAAACACAACAGGUAUGACACUAUUUGAUAAUUUGCUGUACACUUCUUAAGAUGCUGCAUUAACUCGUACAGAUGACCUGUUAUUGUAUCUGGUUUUAGAGAGAGAAAAUAUGUACCUAAACCAACUUUUUUUUGCUCUUUCUUUUCUAAAGAACUGCUUUUCAUUACUUAGCCAUACAACUUGAUUUGGUCUGGCUUUUGACAAAUAAUCAUAACUUGAAGUACUGGCAAUUUUUCUCCACUGGAAAAUUGCACCACUGUCAUGGAAGUACAACUCGUCUACCGUCACAGUCAAGAUAGUUUACCAUAUGUUCACUUUAGGGAGAAGAGUAUGCAAAUAGCUACAAUGCUUGAAUUCAUGGUUUUUCAGUGGUCUUCAGUAAUAGUCACCUGCUCCUGAGUUGGAACACCUUGUCUUAUUUUUAAGCACCUUCCAUGCUUUGUUGUGUAACUGUUGCAUUAAAUAUCUUCAUGUACAUUCGUUUUAUAAACUCUUAUGAACCCUUCUAA